CGGAAGUCCCACCCCUCUGCCUCACCGGAAGCGGAAGUAGCGGCGAUGAAGCUGCUCACCCACAACCUGCUGAGCUCCCACGUGCGGGGACUGAGGCCCGGGGGGGGCUUCCCCCUCCGCAUCAGGGCGGAGCAGGUGGGGGUUCGUCCGGUGCCCUUCAACGCGGCCUUCGUGGCGCGAUUGGUGCCGCGUCUGCGCUGGGCGGCGCUGCGGGAGGCGGCCGACAGCGUGAGGGGCGCUAUGGGGCGGCUAUGGG
Molecule: messenger RNA, 256 nt
Organism: Cuculus canorus (common cuckoo)
Lineage: Eukaryota; Metazoa; Chordata; Aves; Cuculiformes; Cuculidae
Gene: TRMT112
Product: tRNA methyltransferase activator subunit 11-2
Exons: 2
Biological process (GO): tRNA methylation; rRNA (guanine-N7)-methylation; peptidyl-glutamine methylation
Molecular function (GO): protein heterodimerization activity
Source: RefSeq, a predicted model, not a curated record